CGGCUAGGAUGAGCCGAGAGGACUUUGCAGAGUUCCGCCCAGGCCUGGCGUGAUCGCUGGGCGAGGCGACGGGGAUCUGGGCGCCGGCCUUGAGCAGCCAGCAUCCUCACGGGGCUUCUGUCCCCCUGAGGCCCUCGCCGGCGGCUGGGUGGCGCAGCUGUUUCCGGAAAGACCACCCCCAGCACAGCCGGAGAGAGUGUCCAGCGGCCACAGAGUAGCAGAAAGAUGCCAGUUUAACACAUCAACAGCUGCCGACCCCUCACCUGAUGACAGCACCCCAGUGCACGUUCCCAGUUCCGUCCCGGCAGCCCUCGGUCAGUGGCCUGUCUCGGAUCACCAAGAGUCUGUACAUCAGCAGUGGCGUGGCUGCCAGUGACAAGCUCCUGCUGACCAGCAACCAGAUCAGCACGGUCAUCAACGUCUCUGCAGAGGCAGUGAGCACCUUCCACGAGGACAUCCAGUACGUGCAGGUGCCUGUGACUGACGCGCCCACCUCACAGCUCUGUGACUACUUUGACCCCAUUGCCGACCACAUCCAUUCAGUGGAGAUGAAGCAGGGCCGCACGCUGCUGCACUGUGCCGCUGGCGUGAGCCGCUCAGCUGCCCUGUGCCUCGCCUACCUCAUGAAGUACCAUGCCAUGUCCUUGCUAGAGGCCCAUGCGUGGACCAAGUCGUGCCGGCCCAUCAUCCGGCCCAACAGUGGGUUCUGGAAGCAGCUCAUCCACUAUGAGUUCCAGCUGUUUGGCAAGAAUACAGUGCACAUGGUCAGCUCCCCGGUGGGCCUGAUCCCUGACAUCUAUGAGAAGGAGGUCCAUUUGAUGAUUCCACUGUAAGCCUGAGCCCAGCAGCACCUGUGGUGGGGUCAGCAGUACAGAUCUGUUGUCAGUCCCAUCCCAAGGUCUAAACUUGGACAUUCUGUUUGGUUGAAGCAGAAACACACCAGAUGAUGCUCUCCGCCCCUCCCCCCCCCCAGGCAGGGUCUCAUCUUAGCUCAGGCUGACCUGGAAUUCACUAUGUAGUCUCAGGGUGGCCUGGAACUCACGGCAAUCCUCCUACCUCUGCCUCCCGAGUGCUACAAUUAAAGGCGUGCGUGCCUGGCCCAGGUCAAGACGAGAAGGUUGCUAGCACUUUUAACCUUGCGAUGCAGCUGGGUGUGGUGGUGCAUGCCUGUGACCCCUGCAACUCGGAAACUGAGGCAGGAGGAUCGCAAGGCAAAUUUGAGGCCAACCUGAGUUACACGGUAAGAUCCUGUCUCCAAAAACCAAAACAACAGGCAAUGCCUUGUAAUCUAUAUCUUUACAAAUUAAACUCACUAAUUGUAACAUGGUGAAGGAAAGUUUUCUGUGAAUAGUAGGCUGUGGCACUAGGGUGAGGCAGGUGAUGCCCAGGUCAGAGACCAGUGCCCAGUGCAUGUGGCUGGCUUGGAAUCCUGUGUCCCUCCCCUAGAUGGUCAGUCCAGGGAUAAGUCUACGUUUCACCUUGUUCCUUCAGAGCCAGAGCCUUAGCUGGGCAUGAUGGCACACGCUUUUAAUCCUAGCACUUGGGAUGUAGAGGUAAGAGGAUUGCCAUGAGUUCAAGGCCACCCUGAGACUACAUAGUGAAUUCCAGGUCAGCCUGAGCUAGUGUGAGACCCUACUUCAGAAAAACAAAAACAAAAAAUAAAUAAAUAAAAGUCAGAGCCUUAAGCAUCUGGGCUCCCUCAUACUUCGCAUGUAAGUGCCAGCCUAUUAAAGUGGCCUUCAGCUGGGCGUGGUGGCACAAGCCUUUAUUCCCAGCAUGCCUUUAUUCCCAGCACUUGGGAGGUAGAGGUAGAAGGAUCGCCAUGAGUUCAAGGCCACCCUGAGAAUACAUAGUGAAUUCCAGGUCAGCCUGGGCUAGUGUGAGACCCUACCUCAAAAAAACAAGCAACAAUAACAAAAAAGUGGCCUUUAAGCAAUGUUCUAGGGACUCCCUCUUCUGCCACAUUGGCCCAACUCCUGUUUUCUAGAGCAGACUCAUGCAGAAGACAGUGGAAUCCAGUCACAGUGGUGAAGUUUGAAAUGGUCCCUGACUAUCAGCCACCUUGAUAAAGGCAUUUCUCCCAUCUGUGUACAGCCCUUUAUUUACAACUGCAGUGGGCUUAAAUCUUAUGUCAAAAUAAGCCUAUACUGGACUGGGAAGAUGGCUUAGCCGUUCAGGUGCUUGCCAACAAAGCCUAAGGACCCAGGUUGGAUUCCCCAGUACCAUGUGAAGCCAGAUGUGCAAUGUGGUGCAUGUAUGUGAAGUUCAUUUGCAGUGUCUGGAGACCCUGGCUUGCCAGUUCUCUCCUUCUCUCUGUCUCAAAUAAAUAAAAUAUUUUUUAAGGAAUCCAUACUGGGAAGUCUUUCCAGAACUGCUGCAAAUGUGACCUAGAAGUCUUGAAGCAAGGAUACACAUCCAGCUUUUCCCAAAAAGUCUUGUUCAGAUUGCCAACCACGAAAGCCACUGGCCCAGUCUGGUCAACUGUUGGGAUCCAUGCGCACAUGUCACAAGGCUCUAGGAGGUCCUGAAUUUCCGGGAGGCUCAGAGGCCUUUGAUGCCAGGAUCUAGCUUAAGAUGGGCUUUUUUGCUUUUUUUGGUUUUAUUUUGUUUUGGUUUUCGUUUUUUGAGGCAGAGUCUCACCUCUAGCCCAAGCUGACCUGGAAUUCACUAUAGUCUCAGGGUGGCCUCAAACU
Molecule: messenger RNA, 2693 nt
Organism: Jaculus jaculus (lesser Egyptian jerboa)
Lineage: Eukaryota; Metazoa; Chordata; Mammalia; Rodentia; Dipodidae
Gene: Dusp18
Product: dual specificity phosphatase 18
Exons: 2
Coding region: 267-833 (188 amino acids)
Biological process (GO): protein dephosphorylation
Molecular function (GO): MAP kinase tyrosine/serine/threonine phosphatase activity
Source: RefSeq, a predicted model, not a curated record